UCAUUUUUAUGUCUGGGAAGUUCAGCUCUAGAUCUAAGCAACGCCACGUCUGUUAUACAUUAUGCACUAUACUGUAAGACUUCAUCGGUAGCAUUUCGACACUUGUUUAGCUUUCUAGCUCUCCACGAAUGUGCCCGGGAAGAACAGUUGGUAUAAUCCGUGCCAUCAGGCUACAACAACCCAGCAUAGAAUACACUCUAAACACUGCUCAUGCAGCAACACCCACGACGCUUCGUUCAUGCGGGCAGGGUGGCUCAACCUGGGCUGUCUGGGUUCUGGAAAUGCCCUUGCUUGGCCAGGCAGGCGUUCAAACAGCCAUGCCUUGUUCUAAUGACGUGCUUGUUACUUCCUCUUUUACACGGAGAUACUUCCUACUUAAAGGCAACGCUGUUGCUUAACAUGUGUGGCCGGUGCACAUACAGUUGGACCAACUAUCAUGGGCCAACUCUGAAGGCUGACACCCAGAAGUCCGCUUCGCAAGGUCGACCAACCAACACGACUUUGUAGCUACAAGGUUUUCAACUUCACUAAAUAGAGGUACAUUAGACUACUCAACAGUACUAUUCUCCAAGAUCAAAAGAUCAAAUGCUAGU
Pseudovirgaria hyperparasitica is the source of this 593-nucleotide messenger RNA. RefSeq lists its product as uncharacterized. The record is from RefSeq and is a predicted model, not a curated record. The coding region runs from base 211 to 507 and encodes 98 amino acids. NCBI's taxonomy places the organism in Eukaryota, Fungi, Ascomycota, Dothideomycetes, Acrospermales, Acrospermaceae. The transcript has 2 exons.